Molecule: messenger RNA, 922 nt
Organism: Eruca vesicaria subsp. sativa (arugula)
Lineage: Eukaryota; Viridiplantae; Streptophyta; Magnoliopsida; Brassicales; Brassicaceae
Source: the annotation of a GenBank genome assembly
AACUCGUCCUUGUUGUAGCCUCCCUCCAUCUCUUAACAUUCAACAUGUCAGGUGAUGAAGCUCCUCCUGCUGUUGUUCCUCCCGUUACUGAGCCCUCUGCAAUCCCAGAGGACAUGGAUCUCUUAACAGCAUUGGAGCUGACGCUAAGGAAGGCACGUGCUCACGGUGGUGUGGUCCGUGGUCUCCAUGAAUGCGCUAAGCUUAUUGAGAAGCGUUCUGCUCAGCUCUGUGUCUUGGCUGAAGAUUGCAACCAGCCUGAUUACGUGAAGCUGGUGAAAGCUCUUUGUGCUGAUCACAGCAUUAACUUGCUUACUGUUCCAAGUGCUAAAACCCUCGGUGAAUGGGCUGGUCUUUGCAAGAUUGAUUCAGAGGGUAAUGCGAGGAAGGUUGUUGGAUGCUCGUGUCUUGUAGUCAAGGACUAUGGUGAAGAUACGACUGCACUCAACAUCGUCAAGAAGCAUAUUGAAUCAAAUUAAGUUAGCAAAAGUUAAAUUUUCUGAUGCUUUUCUUGUGGUCAUUUUUCCUCUUUUUAGUUGUUUUUGUUAUUUGAUACAGUACUUGUUAGUGGAAAAAGGUCUUGAGAAUUUUUUUGGAGCAUGAAGUUUUGAUGUUUUACCAUCCCCCUUUAAUUAGUUUUAUCACUCGAUGGUUCUUUUUUCCACAACCAUAACGAUGCUAUUGAAUAUAAGUUUCGAUUGAUACAAGUCUUAUUGUUGUAUUUGACUUCUUAGCGUCUCAUAUGGUUUUGUUUUGACAUCAUGCUGGUUAAGUACUAGAUUGAUUGUAACAUAUAUUUCGCUUGUGUCUAAAGAGGUAACAGCUUUGUAGAUGUAGUUAGAAUGGUCGUUUAUUCAUUCAGUGUUUUUGAAAAUUCUUGAAAACAUCUGUUCUCCAUCUAUGGUUUGGUUUAUUAGAAUCUGUU